AUGGCACCCACCAAAGACACAACGACAAUUCCCUUCGAUGCCCUCCCCCUCGACCCGAAGGGCCCACGAGGAAACGCCUGGGGCAGGUUUGGGCCGAAGGAUGAACUUGGUACUCUCAACUUUCUUACCCCCGAGGUUAUCGUGGAGGCCGCAAGGGAAAUCAAGACUGGAGUGCGCAUCUCUCUCGAUUGGCCGCUUAGCAUGCCCUCUUAUCCGAGCUUCAAUCGCGACCCGUUCAAACAGCAGAUAAUUCUCCGGCAUCCCAACUGUAUAUAUGACGACAUCCUGUCCUUCAACAGCCAGGGCUCAACACAGUGGGAUGGGUUCCGGCAUUAUGCGAACCAAAAGUCACAACAGUUUUAUAACGGGCAUACGACGGAUGAGAUUGAGAGCUCCGACGUCAUUGGCAUGCACACUGUUGCCGAGAGUGGUGGUAUCACUGGUCGUGGCGUUCUGCUUGACUUUGCUGAAUGGGCCGCAUCCAAAUCCAUAUCGGUAUCUGCAUUGAGUUCCGAAGCUAUUACUCUCGAGCAACUGAAACAAGUCAUCAAAGACCACAAUCUUGAAUUCAGGAAAGGCGACGUUCUUUUCAUCAGAUGCGGAUUCACUGCUGCAUACAAUAGCUUGGAUGAGAAACAACGCGAAGCAAUUCCGCAACGCUCAAACCCUGAUUUCAGCGGCGUGGAAGCAACAGAGGGUAUGGUCCGCUGGCUGUGGGAUCAACAAUUUGCUGCCGUCGCCGGCGAUGCGCCGAGCUUUGAACGGGCUCCAAUUCGGGGUAGCCAUGCUGAUCCGGACUUCAAUCUUCAUGAAUGGGUGUUGGCUGGGUGGGGAACCCCGAUCGGUGAGAUGUUUGACUUGGAGAAGCUAUCUCAGCAUUGCAAGGCGACUGGCAGAUACAGCUUCUUUUUGUCUAGCAUGCCCCUCAAGGUUGUCGGUGGGGUGGCCAGCCCACCUAAUGCUUUCGCUAUUUUCUAA
Penicillium waksmanii is the source of this 978-nucleotide messenger RNA. RefSeq names its product cyclase family protein. The transcript has 4 exons. The record is from RefSeq and is a predicted model, not a curated record. Gene Ontology annotation, molecular function: arylformamidase activity. The coding region runs from base 1 to 978 and encodes 325 amino acids. NCBI's taxonomy places the organism in Eukaryota, Fungi, Ascomycota, Eurotiomycetes, Eurotiales, Aspergillaceae.